AUGCUCGCCCACGACGAACAGGAUCACGAUGCAGCCAGGCUCUUAACUCACUUCUCGUCAACAAGUCAUUCAUCGAAUGACUCGCCAAACAAAGCAAGAACUAGCAACUAUCACCACCAUCGACUCGAAGCGGAAAACGAAUCUGCCCCAUCAUCAGGACAAGGUUAUGCACGAAUCAUAUCCGAUUCAUUUAUAUAUACCGUGAUGAGUGCUCAAUGCACUUUUGGUCGCAAACUUGCCAACUCAACCGUCGAUAUACCGUGGUCUGAAUCCAAGUCUAUAUCUCGACACUUGGGAACUAUUAGAUAUAACUUCGCCAGCGAGUAUUGGGAAAUAGUAUGUGAGGGUAAAGGAGGCAUUAUUGUUGAUGGACUUGUGUUGGGAAAACCAACAGAAAAUGGACGCACGCAUUACACUGCUAUACUUCACCACAAGUCUAAAAUUGAGGUUGGAGCAGUUCCUGCGAUCUUUGAGCUCUGCACUGCACAGGUAGAGCUGGAAGUAGAAGAAGAUGAUGAUGCAGGUGUACAAGACGAUGAAACUGUCGCGGUCGCAGCAGGAGCUCCUCUAGAAGGCAGAAUACGAAUAGAUCACGACGACGAAAGCGUAUUGCUACACCAACACCAGCAAAUGCCCGCAUUAGAAGACGACGAAGAAGACCAUGAAAUGAUACAAACAUCACACAUGGCUCAGAACCCGAUACAUCAAAUACCGCUAAACCACUCUAUAAUGUUACCGCACGUAAGAUCGCAUCAGCAUCACGACCCCUUUGUCGAAUCCUACGAACAUUCAGUAUCUCCAGCAGCAACAUAUGGGGGACUAGCCGGAUUCCAUCCUCCACCUGCUCCUCUCGCUCACUUGGCGAUGUCGAUAGAUCCGGAGGAGCACGACGGAGGCGACGAGCAACAGGAAGAUGAAGAAGUAGAAUAUAACGAAGACGAUGAAGGUGGCGAAGGAGAAGAAGGAGGGGGAUAUGACGAUGAUGGUGAUCAAAAUAGUCAAGAGGACGGUAGCGCUGACGUUGAAUUUGAUCCUGAUGGUGGGGGACAACGUGGUGGUAUGGUCGGUGCCACUCGUGGGUCUAAAAACGGCAGCAAGAGAGUGAAGAAGGGAACUCAGAAACGAAUUAAAUUGCCUGGUCAACCUAACUUGUCGUACGCAAGUUUGAUUGCUCAAGCUUUGAAGAGCCAUCCGCUGGGGAAGAUGACUGUUAAAGAAAUCUAUGACUUUAUCAUGAACGCGUACCCAUGCUUUGAAAAAGGUUCUGGUGGUUGGCAAAACUCUGUGAGGCAUAAUCUAUCACUCAAUAAGGCCUUCAAAAGAGUAUCUCGAGCAGACGGUAGAAAAGGAGCUUGGUGGAUGGUCUCACCAGGAACUGAUCAUUUAUUUAAUGGAUUUGUGUAUAUUGGUGGUGCCGUAUCGCGUGCUCAAUCAGCAGCACAUAAAAAAGCCACGUCAGAAUCACAACCACGGCGUAGACGGUCACGAGCAACAUCUCGGAAACGUAAAAACUCGGUCAAGGGUGGUGAAUCUCAUGCAUCUGGAAGUGAAGAAGUAGCCACACAGCACGGAGAAGACGACGAUGAAGAAGGUGAUCAUCAUCAGGAUAAUACUCUACCUUCUAAUCUAGAUGGGAGUGGUCCCUCAAAUACCAAGAUAGAUCUCUUCCCAAUGUUGUUGGAGGAUGGAAGUGUAGAUGGUCAUGGCUCUACCAAUCUGGUUAUUCCAGCAUUUCGUGGUGGUGCCUCAAUCACACCAUUCCGUGAAGCGGCCUUGAAUAACACUAAUAGUAGUAGUAAUAAUAGAGGAGACAAGCAUAACAAUUCCAAUAAUAGCAAGAAUAUGAAUGCACCACCACCAUUACCUCCACAACAACAAUCACUACCACCAUCACCAUUACCACAACCGCAGCAGACUCUACCACCAAUACUACCACCACAAUCAUUUGUAUAUCCAGUAUUACCUACUCUACCUGGUCCCGGUGAACUCUAUCAUGGCUUUUAUAGUUUGAAUCCACCACCAUUUCAAUCCAUGACGCCCACGCCUGCAUCAUUAAACGUUACGCUGCCGCCACCGAUGGAUACUGAGCAUCCAAUGACGUUGCCUCCUAUUCAGUUAUCGCCACGAGGAGUAGGAGGACAGAAUGUGACGAAUGCAGCACCAACAACAGCAGCUUCAACAGCUACAAUACAUAUGCCGCAUUAUCGGUAUCAUAAUGAAGGUGGGGCAGUAGGAGAGGAUUUGAUGAGUAUGCCUGUUGUGCCGAGUAUGACGAGUGCGUUUGCUAUCAAUCCGUAUAACUAG
Synchytrium microbalum is the source of this 2304-nucleotide messenger RNA. RefSeq lists its product as uncharacterized. NCBI's taxonomy places the organism in Eukaryota, Fungi, Chytridiomycota, Chytridiomycetes, Synchytriales, Synchytriaceae. Gene Ontology annotation, molecular function: protein binding; DNA-binding transcription factor activity, RNA polymerase II-specific; RNA polymerase II cis-regulatory region sequence-specific DNA binding. The transcript is spliced from 2 exons. Gene Ontology annotation, biological process: regulation of transcription by RNA polymerase II. The coding region runs from base 1 to 2304 and encodes 767 amino acids. The record is from RefSeq and is a predicted model, not a curated record.